Molecule: messenger RNA, 1856 nt
Organism: Chanos chanos (milkfish)
Lineage: Eukaryota; Metazoa; Chordata; Actinopteri; Gonorynchiformes; Chanidae
Gene: laptm4a
Product: lysosomal protein transmembrane 4 alpha
Exons: 8
Coding region: 88-804 (238 amino acids)
Cellular component (GO): lysosomal membrane
Source: RefSeq, a predicted model, not a curated record
AGUUAGCGUUUCCGCCAUAGGUGUGCCUAUGGUUCCGACCAAAACGUUGUUUACAGUUUAUGUGUAGGCGGACAUACCGAUUUUGCAAUGUUUCUCCACAGUCUCGACGAAAAUAUGCAUUUUAAACCGACCCGAAAUAGACUUUACACCACUAGAUGUUGCGGAUGUUGCCAUGUUAGGACGGGAACUAUCAUUCUCGGCACUUGGUACAUGGUGGUGAACCUGCUGAUGGGCAUCCUGUUGACCGUGGCAGUCACCCACCCUGAGAAUGUCCCCACAGUCGACCUGCAGUAUGAGGUCAUUGAGCACUACUUUGCCUCGGACAGGAUGUCAGAGAAUGCCUGUGUGGGAUUCUCCAUCUCCCUCUUGAUGCUGACCAUCAGUGCCAUGCUGGUGUAUGGAGCCGUCACUCAUCGUGAUGGGUGGCUCAUCCCUUUCUUCUGUUAUCAGCUCUUUGACUUUGCCCUGAGUUGUCUGGUGGCGAUAAGCUCCCUCACGUACCUGCCCCGGAUCAAAGACUACCUGGACCAGCUGCCUGAUUUCCCGUACAAAGACAACCUGCUCUCCCUGGACUCCAGCUGUCUGCUUCUCUUUGUCCUCGUCUUCUUCACCUUCCUCAUCAUCCUCAAGGCUUACCUCAUAAACUGUGUGUGGAGCUGCUACAAGUACAUCAACAACAGGAACAUCCCAGAGAUCGCUGUGUAUCCUGCCUUUGAGGCUCCGCCCAGGUACAUCCUGCCCACCUAUGAGAUGGCCGUGACGAUGCCGGAGAAGGAGCCGCCUCCCCCCUACAUGCCUGCCUGAAGCCCCGCCCCUUCUCGUCGUUCGAAUCCUUAUCCCGGUGGGAAACCGAAAACAGAGCCUGUUCUUCAUUAACCAGCAUUUCAUGUAUUUUCAGUUUUAUCCUUAUGUGUUGAAGCAGUUUCUUUAAUCUUAGUAGAACAUGAAAGAAAUGAAAGCACUUUAUAUUCUGACUGAUUAAAUGGAUACUCCAUCCAGUUUCCACAUUUGUGUUCUGGUUUUUUCCUGAUGGCUCCAGUGCGGCAGGUGACCAUGGCAGGGCUGACAUGCAGGGUUGUGUUUUAGACUGGAGCAGGGUCAAGAGCUCCACACCUGACAACUCAGUCACCGCAACAAACGCGUUUCAUGUUCAAAAGCAGAUUCUCUCUGGAAAAUCCCAGAUUUUGAGCUGUUUUGAAAGCAGUUUGAACAGAAAACUGAGUUGUGCAGGAAAAUCAUUUCUAGUCAAUAGUGCAGCAGUCAAAGCGGUUUACUUAUCUUAAACAUCACACUCUCGCCCAGUCUGAACCCAGUCUGAACACACUCCCACCCAGUCUGAAACUGGUGGUGUUAGCUUAAUUUUUACUGGAGUUGGACUAAGGGGCUCAUAAAUCAUUCUAAGACAGUGAUCUGACUCCACCGGAAAAGACUUCAGUAACCGAACCAGCCCGAACCAGAGCUCAGUGUCUCAAAGCUUCAGCUGCUCCUGUCUGCUGCGCUGGAGCUGUCUGAACAACCCUGUUGUUUUGUUGUUGUGUUGCUUUUCUGAAUCUUUUGUUGUCUGUGCAUUCCUGAAUGGGUGCCAUAGAGGUUGUCAUAGCGAUCCGUCGCCGUGGGAACUGCAGGGUCGUGCCAUAAAGUCUUUCUCUCACUAGAAGAAUCCUUUGGAACUCUCUAGAAACCGAUGGUGUUGUGAAAUGCAUGCCUCUCUUCCCUUGUUGACUUCUUUCUGAUCGUGCAUAUGUUCUUGUAAACAAAUUACACUACAAUAAAGAGUUAAAAGAAAGCCGUGUCCAUAGCACCUGUCGGAAACGAUUAUAUUAUGGAAGUUUUAUGGGUCCAGCAUUUUCAAAGAA